This is a messenger RNA of Solea solea (common sole), 7543 nucleotides long. It is a transcript of the gene mical2b, whose product is annotated as microtubule associated monooxygenase, calponin and LIM domain containing 2b. The coding region runs from base 324 to 5684 and encodes 1786 amino acids. Gene Ontology annotation, molecular function: FAD binding; protein binding. The record is from RefSeq and is a predicted model, not a curated record. The transcript has 37 exons. Lineage: Eukaryota; Metazoa; Chordata; Actinopteri; Pleuronectiformes; Soleidae.
CACACGAGGAUCAAGUCGCUGAAAGCAGCUGAGACAGAAGUGAAGACAGUGAGUGUGUGCGUGUCUCUGUCACACACUGUGGAUUAAAGCAGAUUAUCCAGAAGCACGACCAGGACCAGGACCAGGACCAGAACCAGAAUUUGCCUGCGCACUUUAUAUUAUAUAUGAACAUUUUUAAGGACUGGAGUCUCCUGCUAAUCAGCUGAUCAUGGAGGCACAGUCGUCGUAGAUCAGAGUCCAGCGCUGACAGAAGAAAAGUGUCAACAGAAACCGGACAUCGGAGGAGGAGGAGGAGACCGGGACACUGGUCACCACCGGUGCUGAUGGGUGAGACAGAGGAUGAGCGGACAGCUCAGGCCAGCCAGCUCUUUGAGAAUUUUGUCCAGGCGUCCACCUGCAAAGGGACGCUGCAGGCCUUCAGCAUCCUCUGCAGGCAGCUGGAGCUGGACCCGCUGGACUACAGCAACUUCUACAGCUCGCUGAAGGCGGCGGUCAGCUCAUGGAAGGUCAAGGCUCUUUGGACCAAACUGGACAAGAGGGCCCAGCACAAGGCCUACAGCCAGAAUAAAGCCUGCCAGGGCACCAGGUGUCUGAUCAUCGGCAGUGGCCCAUGUGGUCUGCGGACAGCCAUCGAGCUGGCACUGCUGGGCUGCAAGGUGGUGGUGAUUGAGAAGCGGGACACCUUCUCCAGGAACAACGUGCUCCACCUGUGGCCCUUCACCAUUCACGACCUCAGGGGCCUCGGAGCCAAGAAGUUCUAUGGCAAGUUCUGCGCCGGCUCCAUCGACCACAUCAGUAUCCGUCAGCUCCAGCUGAUGCUGUUGAAAGUGAGCCUGAUUCUGGGAGUGGAGAUUCACGUCAACGUGGAGUUUGUCAAACUUCUGGAGCCUCCAGCGGAGCAGACUGAUGACAGCCCCGGAUGGCGGGCAGAGGUGCAGCCGUCCACGCAUCCCGUCUCAGACUUUGACCUUGACGUCGUGAUCGGAGCCGACGGACGCAAAACCACGUUAGAAGGUUUCAGUCGUAAAGAGUUCCGAGGGAAGUUGGCCAUCGCCAUCACGGCCAACUUCAUCAACAGAAACACCACAGCAGAGGCCAGAGUGGAAGAAAUCAGCGGCGUGGCCUUCAUCUUUAACCAGAAGUUCUUUCUGGAACUCAAGGAUGAGACCGGGAUCGACUUGGAGAACAUAGUUUACUACCGAGACAACACUCACUACUUUGUGAUGACGGCAAAGAAGCAGAGUCUGCUGGACAAAGGCGUCAUCAUUAACGACUACAUAGAAACCGAGCGACUGCUCAGUUAUGACAACGUCGACCAGGAGGCGCUGCUCUCUUACGCCCGUGAAGCCGCUGACUUUGGCACAAAUUACCAGCUGCCGUCACUGGACUUCGCCAUCAAUCACUACGGACAUCCAGACGUGGCCAUGUUUGACUUCACCUGCAUGUACGCGUCAGAGAAUGCGGCGUUGGUCCGGGAGAAACAUGGACACCAGCUUGUCGUCGCUCUGGUGGGGGACAGUCUACUCGAGCCCUUCUGGCCGAUGGGUACGGGUUGUGCUCGGGGUUUCCUGGCAGCCUUCGACACAGCAUGGAUGGUGCGAGGUUGGUCACAGGGAAGAAGCCCUCUGGAGAUACUGGCUGAGAGGGAGAGUAUUUACCGACUGCUGCCUCAGACCACCACAGAGAACAUCAGCAAAAACUUUGACCAGUACACCAUCGACCCUGCCACCCGCUACCCCAACCUCAACUCCAGCUGUGUUCGCCCACACCAGGUUCGUCACCUGUUUUUCGACGGCCACCAGGAUUCAUUUAAGCUGGGAAGGGGAGGGCCCACACAUCGGUCAGUCAACCUGUCCAGGAAAGAGUCCGAGGUGCGUCCCAGCCGCCUGCUGACCUGGUGUCAGAAACACACUCAAGGCUACAGAGGCGUCGACAUCACCAACCUCACGUCUUCGUGGAGGAGCGGCCUCGCUCUCUGCGCUCUCAUUCAUCGCCAGAGGCCCGAACUCAUUGAUUAUGAAUCUCUUAACGAGGAGGACGUGGCCGGGAACAACCAGCUGGCUUUUGACGUGGCCGAGCGAGAGUUCGGCAUCCAGCCUGUGACCACAGGAAAGGAGAUGGCUGCGGAGGCUGAACCAGAUAAGCUGCUGAUGGUCCUCUACCUGUCCAGGUUCUAUGAGGCCUUCAGGAAUUCACCAGUAAACAACGGUACAAGAGAACCAGAUGAAAACACAGAAGAUUAUUCAUCUAAACCGAACCAAAAGUCACUGAAUCAGCCGGUGCCCAGGAAGCGGAUUCCACGGGAAGACAAAAUGGCCGACGACGACUCCAACAAGAGACGGCGAAAAGGCAACCACUACCUCACAGAGUUGUCCUGUCACAGUGCGCUCCCUGCUGGCGAGGAUGGGGAACUGCGGGAGAAUAAGGUCCGCUCCAUGGCAACGCAGCUGCUCGCCAAAUUUGAGGAGAACUCGUCGACUGUGAAGACGCACAGCAAGGACCCUUGUGAUCCGUCCUCUCCUCCUCCUCUAUCUCCUUCCACCUCGCCACUUCCUCUCUCAGACAGCGAGGAUGAGGAGGAGGAUGAGGAAGAAAAGGAGGAGACGGACAACCCUCGUUUUGCAAAACCCAAAGACACGUCCCCUCCUCUUCCUCCUCCUCUGACCCCUGCCCGCCCCAAGUGGCAGCCGUCCAUCUACCUUCGCCUGCUGGAGAAUCAACAAACCACUUCCACCUUCAGUUCUCCUAAACCCUCUCUUUCUCCAGCGACCUCCUACAGCCGCUCUCCUUCCCCCUCCUGCUCUAGUCCUCCGCACUCGCCCAGCCCUAACCUUGCCUACCGUUAUUACCCAGAAUGCACCUCACUCGACCUCUCAAACGCUCACUUUUCGUGCGAUGAUCUUCCCGCUGACUGCUCGUUACAGCAGAGUAAAACCCUGAAACCUUCUGCUAGAGAUUUCUCUAGGAAGAGCAUAAAGGAGAGAGCCGACCUCCUCUCCUCCAUGUUUCCUGGGUCCAGCAAACCUUCUCCUCUUUCUUCUUCUUCUCAGUCUCAGGUGGAAGUAUCUACCUUCUCCCUUCUUUCUCCAUCACCUCCUCCUCAUCUUCCUGCCUCUGUCUCUAAGAGCCCCUCCAUCUACCCUGUGGUCCACCCAGUCCCUGACCCCACUGCCACUGCUGGCUUCUCCUCUCUCUCCUCUCCCUCACACACUUCAGGACACGGGGACAAGAUCCAGAAAGACUCCCCCACUCUCUCAUCGUACACUGACUCUCAUCAAACUCUUAAUAUUUACGCCUCCUCCACGUCCCACACCAAAACAUCGACUCCUCUUUGUGAAGAGAGCGAGGUGAAAGCACCUCCCGUGUUCAGCGCCGUCAGUGAAAAUGGACACAGUAGCUCGUCUUUACGACACGAGCGCGAGACGAAGCGCGAGAGCUUGCGAGCUGAUCGUGGAAAAACUGAGCGGGAAAAGGUCCACGAAACCGUCCCGAAGACAUUAUCUGAACCCGAUCACAUAAAGUCUAACGGGAUCUGCGUUCUUGAAAACACCAGAAGAAUGACUCGGAAGUCACUGGUUCGUUCUGAGAGUUGUCCCACUGGAGCCCCUAGAUACGUUAAAGAGCGCACAGUCGGGAAAGUGUCAUCAACCAUAGGUGCUAAAGCUCAGUUACUGGCCAUCCUCUAUGAGACUGACCACAGGCCCGAUAGCACUCCGUGUGUGGUACGUAAGGACUUCUCUGCCGGGCUCGGCGGCAGCGACAUCUGCCACUUCUGCACCAAGCGGGUUUACGUGAUGGAGCGACUGAGUGCCGAGGGCUACUUCUUCCACCGCGAGUGUUUCCGCUGCGACGUCUGUAACUGCACCCUCCGUCUGGGAGGACACACCUUCGACUCUCAGGAGGCAAAGUUCUACUGUAAGGUGCAUUACGCCCAGCGUCAAUCCAGUUUCCGCCCGGGCAGGUUCAGAGGGAAAAUGGGUGACCAAAUCCACACCACACCCUUGUCACUGGACAGCGGGAGCUUCUCAGCGACAGGCGGCGUCCAGACCCGCUCUCCAGGUGUGGCUCCAGGUUUGCUUCCACAGCAACUCGAGCAAGACUCGGAGAUGCACGCCGAAGCUCCGGCUGAGGACUCAACAGCGUCAGGUGGCGCCAAAGAUCACAGCUACGUCAAAUCCAAUCAUCGGUGGAGGAAGAAGAUUCGAGCAACCUUCCCUCUGAUGUUCAUCAAACCCUUCCACAGGAGUCGUCCUGUGGACAGAGACGGACCGGAGACCGUACCCGAAGCCGACUUUGAGGAGAUCACGGCAGCAGAGAUGGAAGCUUUGUCAGCAGAUUCUCAGCUUUGCCCCGAGAGAAGUGAAAAGAGAGCUGAAGAGAACCCGGCGGCGUCGCCUCCAAAGACGCGUCUGAAGAUUUCUCUGGCUCAGAAGGAGAAGCUGUUAAACUGGGACGUCGGCGUCGCAGCAGAGGGAACUGAGCAGACGACGCAGCAACAUAAAAACCAGGGAUCAGCAGAGACAGAUAAGCCUCACGCAGACUCCAGACAAACUCCGGCCUCUUCUCAUUCAGCGUUCCAGCUCAUAGCCAACGCCUUCAGGAGAACAUUUAGUGUGACCAGUGCAUCCAGCGGCGCCAACACUGCAGUCAGAAUGAGACCCAAACGUGACGUCCUCCACAGACAGAGACCCAGGUCAGAGGGAACGUUCAGCCUCACCUCCCUCUUCAGCACCGCGGCUCCGCACAGAGGCGAGGAGGCGUGUAAAGAGCGCUGGGCGUCUGUAGGGGGCGACGCGUGGGGGGCCGGACGGGACCUGCCCUCUCUGCUGCAGCAGGUGUCGCUGAAGAACCGCAGGGACUCUGGAGGCGUGUUCAGUGACGACAUGGGCUCUCUGCCGCGCAGGAGGCUCGACCUGUUCUCCUCCCUGAGGCUGAGGAAGAGGGAGGUGUCGGAGAGCGAGGGGAAGGAGCCGGACGCCCAGAAGGAAAUCAGGACACUUCUCACCAACCUCAGGAACAAAGCCUCCAGUCAACAAAAUGUGGAAUCGCCUUCAUCCAGCGACGAUGAAAAUGAAAACCUGCCGUACACUCAGAAGCUGUGUCCAGAGAGACAGAGGAGGAAGCAGGAGAAGACGGUGGCCCAGCAGACCAAAAGAGACCAACUGAAGAGACUCCACAGAGCUCAGGUGAUCCAGAGGCAACUGGAGGAGGUGGGGGAGAAGCAGAGAGACGUGGAGGAGAGAGGAGUGACGAUAGAGAAGGUCAUCAGGGGGGAAACCGAAUCCUCGUCCCUCGACAGCGACGAGGCCCAGCUCUAUCAGUCCUGGUUCAGACUCGUGCUGGAGAAGAACAGGCUGGCGCGCUACGAGUCUGAGCUCAUGAUCUUCGCCCAAGAGCUUGAACUGGAGGACGCUCAGAGUCGCCUGCAGCAGGAGCUCCGGUGCAGGAUGGCGACAGACGACACAAAGAAGAGCGCCUCGGAGCUCCAGCAGGAGCAGGAGAUCCUGACGGAGAUCAUGAGGACGGUGGAGAAGCGAGACACGCUGGUCUCCCUGCUGGAGGAGCAGAGACUGAAGGAGAGGGACGAGGACAGGGACCUGGAGAGUCUGGUCCUCUCCAAGGGCUACGAGCUCCACUGGGCCCAGUCGGACGACAGCUGGGGGGCGGAGGACGCUGCGGUGUGAGCGGGGACGGAAACCAUUUGUUUUAAAAGCAACAGGACGCAGUUUUUUAUCAGAAAUAAAUGUCCCUCACGGUCUUCAGGCUCGUCGAUGCUGCCUUUACAUACGCAAGGAAAUGUGUCCGACGCUGUAACCAUCACUGCCAUCCUUUCUUUUCACAUGGUUGUUAAGCAAUACAUCCACUAGAGGGUGGCGGUGUGAGAAGUUCUAGAAAUUAACCUCCUCAAAGUGUUGAAGUGCUAAAUUUCUGCGACACAGAAUUCUGUAUUCCAUUUUACUACAGUUUAUAAUAAGCGCGGGAAUGGCAUCGUAAUAUGAUACGCAAUACAUGGUCCACAAUACCACUAAUAUCGCGAUACAGCGAUUCUGUGACAAUCAAUAUAUUGUGAGACAGAGCAUCGCUUAACGUAGCUUUUCCUUCUUCAUCAGCCAGGUAACUUCCGGUCAAGUUCAUUUGAGCAGCGCCACCGUGAGGAGACAUGAAGUAGUGAAACCGGCAGGGACUAAACUACCGAUAUUUGCCCUGGUGUAUUGUUAACGUAUUGCGCGAUUAAGGACAACGGCAGCGACAUAUCACCAAAUCAAGUGUGAAGAAUCGGCGCGUUGUGACAAUUGUGACACGCGCGAUCGUAGCGGAUCAUUGCACGAGUGAAAAUCAUCGAUCAUAGGAAAAAGUGGCAAAAGUUGUGUUGUUGCGCUCGAUUAAAUGUCUCCCUCGUGUCCUCUGCUCAUCUCACUGCAACUUCAGCCCCCAUGAUCUCUAUGGGUACUACAACUAUGUUUCAUCCGUUUCCUCGUUAAAUUUACAGUAUUUAAGAAUUUAACAUCAGUAAACCCGAUUUCUUUUAAAUAUGUGCGAAAAUGUGGCUACAAACUCUAACGGAGGCUGUUUCGGGGAGUUUGGGGCAAGGGUUUUUGACAGGAAGUAGAACUUUGCACAUUUGUACAAAACAAAUUGGGAUUCUGGUAGUGACGGGAAGUGCGACUACACUCCUUGUCGGCGACUACGGUGGCAUCCACAUACCAGAAUGGAUUAUAAACACUUUUUCGCAACGACUCUUGGCCGCCACCAAGCAAAGUCCCCGCCCCUUAAGUACGAAUAAAACCCACAUAAUAUCGUAAAUUAUUUUUUUAUUUUAAGUGCGAUUAUAGGCUCGUACAUCAUCAAAUAUGCAGAGUAUAUUCCAUUUAUUUGCCGCCAAUAAAACCUCACAAUAUUACACACUGGACCUUUAAGGUCAUGUGUAAACAUAAACCAAACCUGCUGUGUCAGCGUUUUUACCUUCACUGGAUGUUUUCAUUGUUUGUGUCAUUUCUUUACAGAGUUCUGCUUUAUUUGUGUGUGUGUGUGUGUGUGUGUGUGUGUGUGUGUAACUCACAGUCUUGUCACUUUGUAGCUGUUUUUCGUGUCGUUAUAUAUUUGAUUUUUUUUCACCUUGUUCUGGAACAAUUAAGAGUUCAGUUGUAUUUACACGUGGACACUAAACGGACACUGAGGAAAUGUGGUUCUAUCAGCUUUUUUUUAACACGUGUCUGGUGUCUGUGACGUCACUUUUCUGCUGCGUCAUGGUCAGAAAUAUGACGACUCACAGGUUUCCUUUAACUUUAACUACUGUCAUGUUCAACUGUGAGUGUGUUUACAAGAGUCUUAAUCCUGCGGAAAAAGGAAUAUUAACAUGUUGAAAUGUGAUACUUUGAUGAUGAAACAUUAACAAAACACUAAUUUAUAUUUCAUGAUUUAAAAGAAAUGUGAUUUUUUUUCCUCUUUGUAUUUUGGUUUUAUCCUGCUUCAGAUGGUUUGAAUUUUAUUUAAAAAAAAUCUUUAAUAAAAAUGAAUUUAACACUUUUUAUAACAUUUAAAA